GCAUUGUACUGCAAAGCAUUCUCUUAACGCCGACUUCAAAUUACCUCGCAAUCAUAAUUAAGUAAGCUAUUUCAUCCAUAGCCCACAUCCAUACCCGUGAGGAAACAUUCACUACGGUCGGCGGACUUCCCAAUUGGUAACCUCCGUCAAGUUCGCCAAUGCGUAUGAUAUUCAACGUUUUGCUCUAUAAUGAACCGUACUUAUGCGGUCUUUCAUUACCUACCUAUUUAAAAGAUCUUCGAAUUCCUUCUUGUACGAACAACUUUUCUCCUUCCAAUCAUUUUCUACUGACGCCCGCGAUCAUUCAACAAGAUCAUUGUCGAUACCGAAGUAUUUAUCGAGGUAUUCACUUCUGAAACUCUUUGUUUACCAAAGGUAAGGUUGAUUUGAAAUCUACCUCAUCUUUGCUCAACACCUCGGCAUAAAAGCAUAAUUGGUUUUCAUUCACUCAUAUCUGUGCCACAAGUCACCGCUUGUGGCCUGACAUCCCAUCAUGUUAUCUACCAGACGUCUCCUCUCCUCCAUCCCUCGUACAUCCUCCUUUCUCAAGUCCAAACCAAAAUUUACGAUACGCACACUGGCUACAGAAAUUAAAUCAUUCAAGAUGUCUUCCAUGAACGCCAUGAACACAAAACAAGAGGGCGAUAUCUCCAGCGUCUUCGCCUCACUCUCUGGAACCAAAGCUACACCCCUCCCAGAACGUUUCGCUGACAUCAAACGCAACCUUAUUCGCGGUCACGAAGAAGCUGUUCAAGCAUCAUUCACUCGUCUCAUCGAUCGUCUUGCGGUUGAAAAUCGUAAGGUGGCAGAAUUGGGUCCGAAGAUUAUUCCAAGUGUGGCUUUCAGGGAUAUUGUCGAGAAGAAUGUAACUGAGGAACAGUUGAAAGAAAUGAGAGACAAGGGCUCAGUUGUUAUUAGGGGAGUUGUGGAUGAGAAGAUGGCGAGAGGUUACAAGGAGGAGGUCGAAAAUUAUGUUAAAUCAAAUCCUAGCACAAAGGGUAAGUUAUUAUUUUCAUUUUUAAUCUCUAUUCACGGAUUCUCCAUGAGCUUGGAUACAGUGCCCCUCGUGGCAUUAAAAAGAAACCGAGAAGAGCAAAACUGACAGAAAUAGGCUUCCCAGCAAACGACCCCCAGGUCUUCGAACUCUAUUGGUCACCACCACAAGUCAAGGCACGUGGUCAUCCAAAUAUGAUCGCUGCUCAAAAGUUCCUCAUUAACCUCUGGCACUCCUCCGACCCUAACUCACCAAUCUCAUUCUCCCAACCAGUUGUCUAUGCCGACCGCGUCCGCAUUCGUCAACCAGGUGAUGCUGUAUUUGCACUCGGUCCCCAUGCCGAUGGUGGAUCCGUUGAACGCUGGGAACCAAAUGGUUACGGUAUCAAGGGAGUUUACGAUUCCAUUUUCCAAGGAAAGUGGGAAGAAUUCGAUCCUUUCGAGUCUUCAUCCCGUGUCCCUGCUGUUAGUGACCUCUACAAUGGUGGAGGUAGCUGUUCCAUGUUCCGCAUGUUCCAAGCUUGGCUCGGUAUGUCUCAUACUGCACCUGGUGAAGGCACGUUGAAGGUGAACCCUCUUAUUCAACUCACCACUGCCUACUUUUUGCUCCGACCCUUCUUUGAACCCAUCAAGGAAUUGCCAGAGGGAAAGGAAGAUCAAUAUACUGCCGAAUUUCUCAGUCCUGAGAAUUGGAGAUUGAUCCCAACUGAUAAGAUGACUACUGCUCUUCAUGGUGCUACACCUAGUCAGGGACAAGAGAUGACUGAAAAAUUACAUCCACAUUUGGAUUUGAAGAAUACCAUGAUUCAUAUCCCGAAGAUCAACCCAGGUGAUUAUGUUGCCUGGCAUUGCGAUAGUAAGUUCUUAAUUCCUCAACCUACUUUAUAAUGUUCUCGUGAUGUACUCCUUGCUAACCAAUCCGCCCAAAUAGUGAUUCAUGCCGUAGACAAAACCCACGCCGGCAAAUCCGACAGUUCCGUCCUCUACAUCCCUGCUUGUCCACUCACCCCGAUCAACGCCGAAGCACUCGCCCGCCAACGCGACACCUUCCUCGCCGGAGUCCCCGGUCCAGAUUUCCCAGGUGGAAAGGGUGAGAGUGAACAUAUCGGUCGACCGGGACUCGAGGAACUCGAAGCAUGGACUGGUGAAGAGGGAUUAAGAGCAAUGGGAUUGAGUAAAUUUAUCGCAAGUGAGAAGGGAGCUGGUGUUGAAGAAGCUGUGAAGAUUGGAAAUGAAUAUUUGGGAUUUUAAGGAUGUGGAGAAUUUGGGUUGGUGGGUAUUUCAAUGUGGGAUGGAUAGGAUAGGAUAAUGGGUAUUAAAUGCGCGGUUGGCAGUUUUUACUGUCGGAGGAAAGAAGCGAAAUUCAGAUUUGCAUCGAUGCGAAUAGUCUGGGAGUUAUUUGAUAGCGAGCAUGGCGUAGGAUUUUAUUUUGCAUUUUCAAUCAUUUCUUUCUCUCGUCUGGGGAAAUUGAAAUGGCGGAUCUUGAGUUGACCGUUUACAUACCGGUAGUUUUCUCAAGCUUAUCAUAGGGGCGUAGGGAAGGAAUAAUUCGAAUUUACAUCAAGUAGAUAGUAAAAGUACAUAACAAAUCAAUACAUUACAA
Molecule: messenger RNA, 2596 nt
Organism: Sclerotinia trifoliorum
Lineage: Eukaryota; Fungi; Ascomycota; Leotiomycetes; Helotiales; Sclerotiniaceae
Source: the annotation of a GenBank genome assembly